AUGGACAAUUUUGUUGUCUUGGUAUUCACGGCGGGUUUACCAGAAGAAGCCUUGGAUUGUUUUAGGUUAAUGGUUGCUGAUGGUUGUGAUCAAAACGAUCACACCUAUGUUGGGGCAGUAUCUGCUUGUGCUAACUUAGGAAAUGCUAGGACAGCAAAGGAAAUUCAUGGACGAGUUUACAGGAUUGAGGAAGCAUUGAAUAGCUUUGUUUCCAACAGUUUAAUCAAUUUGUAUGGGAAAUGUGGGCUGUUGAAAUAUGCUCAGUCUAUGUUUGAUGCAAUCACAGAGCAAACUCUGUUUCUUGGAAUUCGCUUAUUCAUGCUAUUGUCAGCGUGGAGAAUAUGCAGAGGGCUUGAUUGUCUUUUGCAGUUUCUUAGGGCAGGGAUGAAUGUGGAUGAAUUCUGUUGCGCAAGUGUCUUGAGUGUAUGUGCUGAAAUUCAAAAUCUUGUAUUUGGUAAGCAAGUGCAUUCGCAUGCAGUAAAGUGUGGAAUCAGAAUGGAUCAGUUUGUUGUGACUGGUCUAAUAAAUUUUUUUAUGAAAUGUGGUGAAUUGGACAUGGCUUAUCAAGCAUUCUGGGAAACAAAUGAACCAUUGCCGUCUGCAUGGACAGCGUUGAUGGGAGGGUGUGUUCAACAAGGUAAGGGAAAAGAAGCCAUUGUUCUUUUCCCAAAAAUUGCACUCUUCUGUUAUUGCGGAGAGGCCGCUGAACUGGCAAACUCAUUGUUGUAUCAUAAAACUGGGUUUGAUUCUCAUGUGGUCGUGGGAAGUGCCCUCAUUGACAUGUAUGCUAAAUGUGGACGGGAAGCUUUAGAGAUAUAUGAGAUGAUGGAGAGAGAUGGGAUCAAGCCAAAUGAUAUAACGUUUGUAGGAGUAUUAUCUGCCUGUGGGCAUAUGGGUCUUUUGGAGGAAGGAUUACAGUACUUUGAUUCCAUGAUCAAGGAUCAUGAAAUCACUCCAAGGACAGAUCAUUUAGCUUGCAUUGUCAAUCUAUUUGCACGUAAAGGGGAAACAAGGAGUGCUUAUGAUUUCAUAAAACAUUCUCCAAUUGAACCAGAGGAUACAUCUGCUCUUGUCAUGCUUUCAAAUAUUUAUGCAAAGGCAAAGAUGUGGAAUGAAACAGCGAAGAUACGGAGAAGCAUGAAGGAGAGGGCAUUGAAGAAAGAUCCUGGAUAUAGCUGGAUUGAAUUGAGAAGUAAUGUGUAUUCGUUUAGUUCAAUGCACGACUUGAACUCUGGAUGUUCUUCCAUGCAUGAGAUUUUGAACGGAUUGACAGCGCAGUUGUUCGAUACAGGAUAUUUCCCCUGCAACUGA
Thlaspi arvense is the source of this 1311-nucleotide messenger RNA. The record is from the annotation of a GenBank genome assembly. Lineage: Eukaryota; Viridiplantae; Streptophyta; Magnoliopsida; Brassicales; Brassicaceae.